AAGAAGACGGCUUACGGCUCUUCCUGUUCGCUCUUGACUAGAGGACGUUGGUGUCACAGAGGAGAGGUGUAUAACAGGUGAAUAUCUCUUAUAUUUUAAGAAAAAAAGCAACUAAAGCCAUGUUUUCCCGUGCCGUGAGACCCACCGUUAGCCUCGCCCGGAGCUUGUCCACCUCUACCCGGAACAACGCUAAAGUGGCAGUACUCGGAGCGUCAGGCGGGAUAGGCCAGCCGCUGUCUUUGCUACUCAAAAACAGCCCCCUGGUGAGUCAACUCUCCCUGUUUGACAUCGCUCAUACCCCCGGUGUGGCGGCGGACCUCAGUCACAUCGAGACCAAGGCCAAAGUAACCGGCCACAUCGGUCCCGACCAGCUCGAUGCUGCUCUGCAGGGCUGUGAAGUCGUGGUCAUUCCCGCCGGUGUGCCAAGAAAACCCGGCAUGACUCGUGACGACCUCUUCAACACAAACGCCACUAUUGUCGCCACCUUGGCCGAUGCCUGCGCCCGCAAUUGCCCCGAAGCCAUGAUCUGUAUCAUCGCCAACCCCGUGAACUCCACCAUCCCCAUUACAGCAGAGGUGAUGAAGAAACAUGGCGUGUACAACCCCAACAAAGUUUUUGGUGUCACAACCUUGGACAUUGUCAGAGCAAACACCUUUGUGGCAGAGCUAACAGGCCUGGACCCAGCUCGUGUAUGUGUACCAGUCAUUGGAGGUCAUGCAGGGAAGACCAUCAUCCCCCUGAUCUCUCAAUGCACACCUAAAGUUGAAUUUCCAGCUGACAAGCUUUCAGCCCUGACACACAGGAUCCAAGAGGCUGGCACAGAGGUGGUUAAAGCCAAGGCUGGAGCUGGAUCUGCCACACUCUCCAUGGCUUAUGCUGGUGCCCGCUUCACCUUCUCUGUCCUGGAUGCCAUGAAUGGAAAGGAAGGUGUUGUAGAAUGUGCUUUUGUCAGAUCCAGUGAGACGGAGUGCAAGUACUUCUCCACACCUCUCCUCCUGGGAAAGAACGGCAUUGAGAAGAACCUUGGUAUUGGCCCGCUGUCUGCGUUUGAGGAGAAGCUUGUGGCCGAUGCCAUUGGCGAACUGAAUGCUUCAAUCAAGAAGGGUGAAGAUUUUGUGGCUAACAUGAAGUGAACAGGGUGCACCUAUUUAGUUCAAACCCAUCAGCUGUGAUUUACUAGUUUCGUCUUAAAUAAUGACAUCUGAGUGAAUCUCAAUGUCUGUCACAGCGUUUCCUCAUUUUCUUCAUCAUUUAGAAACAUUGCUUUGGUCCUUUUCUCUUCCCCUCACCUUCUCAAUUAUGGCUUUAAAUCUGGGUUUAUUAUGUGUACAUGUUAUAACAUGUACACAUAAUACAUGUAAAAACUUAUAUAUGUAUAUUUUACAAAUGUCAGUUUUACAUAUUCAUGUAAUGAGGAAAUACUGUCACACCUGUUGAUGCAAGUAGAUGUUACUGAUGAGCAAAAUAUUCACUCCACCAAUAAAAGAGUCAUAUUUAAAA
Molecule: messenger RNA, 1500 nt
Organism: Cynoglossus semilaevis (tongue sole)
Lineage: Eukaryota; Metazoa; Chordata; Actinopteri; Pleuronectiformes; Cynoglossidae
Gene: mdh2
Product: malate dehydrogenase 2, NAD (mitochondrial)
Exons: 1
Coding region: 120-1133 (337 amino acids)
Biological process (GO): tricarboxylic acid cycle; malate metabolic process
Cellular component (GO): mitochondrion; cytoplasm
Molecular function (GO): L-malate dehydrogenase (NAD+) activity
Source: RefSeq, a predicted model, not a curated record